Messenger RNA from Triticum aestivum (bread wheat), 568 nucleotides. RefSeq lists its product as uncharacterized. Bases 185 to 496 code for a protein of 103 amino acids. Lineage: Eukaryota; Viridiplantae; Streptophyta; Magnoliopsida; Poales; Poaceae. The transcript has a single exon. The record is from RefSeq and is a predicted model, not a curated record.
CUGCACAACUAAAGCGCGUCGGGUUCCCAUCCGACUCAGUUCCGGGCCUCGCCUUACAUAUACGCUACCAUAAUCCACGAAACGGCAGCCGAGCAAUCGAGCACAAGGAUGCGCUGACGAACCCGGCCGAUCGACCCCCCGACCAGCGGCGCCCCCGACGCGCGCGCCUCCGUACGUGGCAGAGAUGACGAUGUCCGGGCGGUACGUGGCGGCCACGGGCGCCCUCAUGGCGUGCGGCCACUGCGGCGGCCUCCGACGCGUCAGGAUGGAGGGCGAGUUCGUCUCCUGCGACUCGUGCGGCAAGGUCCUGCAGCAGCGGGGCCGGAAGCAGCGCGCCGUGGAGGUGGAGGCUCGGCGGCGGCGGCGCUGGUUGGGGGGCAGGAAGAGACGGGACGGCCGCGCGGCGGCCGGUGGCGGAGGCAUGGUCGUCGGACGGGAGGCAUCUGAUGCCGAGUCCGACACUGGUUGUGUUUGUUUCGUGGAAUCGUCGUCGUAGUGAUUGCGUCCUCCUCAACUGAUGUUUUAGAGCAGUUUGUGGAUUCUGGGCUAGUUGUCUUUGUUAUCUAUG